AUGAUUACUCGACACGCAUUGGACAGAUCUGGCUUGCAGGGAGACAAGUUUAGGGCUGAGGCUGUGCUGCCAGCUGGUGUGCAGUCAGAAGAUAUGCGGAUUGUGAUGCCCAACGGCUGGCGGGACCGCGUUUGCUUUACUAGCAGCGGGGAGGAUGUGCUGGCGUUCCAAACAAAAGCACGAUUAUAA
Molecule: messenger RNA, 189 nt
Organism: Penicillium concentricum
Lineage: Eukaryota; Fungi; Ascomycota; Eurotiomycetes; Eurotiales; Aspergillaceae
Exons: 1
Coding region: 1-189 (62 amino acids)
Source: RefSeq, a predicted model, not a curated record